Oreochromis aureus is the source of this 1513-nucleotide messenger RNA. Its product is annotated as low affinity immunoglobulin gamma Fc region receptor III-like. The coding region runs from base 1 to 1005 and encodes 334 amino acids. The transcript has 6 exons. Gene Ontology annotation, biological process: cell surface receptor signaling pathway. The record is from RefSeq and is a predicted model, not a curated record. NCBI's taxonomy places the organism in Eukaryota, Metazoa, Chordata, Actinopteri, Cichliformes, Cichlidae. Gene Ontology annotation, molecular function: transmembrane signaling receptor activity.
AUGUGUUUUGUGGACUUGGAGAAGGCAUUUGACCGUGUCCCUUGGGGUGUCGUGUGGGAGGUGCUGCGGGAGUAUGGGGUGUCUGGCCCAUUGCUACAGGUCAUUCGAUCCCUGUACAAUCAUUGCAAGAGCUUGCUCGCAUUGGAACGGUUGGCAGCCAAGUGUGAAGCAGUGGGAAUGAGGAUCGGCACUUCCAAAUCUGAGGUCAUGGUUCUCAGAAGGAAAAGGGUGGAGUGCCUACUUCGUGUCAGGGACGAGUUUCUGCCCCAAGUGGAGGAGUUUAAGUAUCUCAGGGUCUUGUUUUUCAUGGUCAGUAUUAAACCUCUGACUGCUCUCUUUGUCCCUGAGCUGCUCUCUGAUGCUGUGUUUCGCAUCGUCCCAAAAAGACUGCAGUUCUUUGAACUGGAGUCUGUCUUCUUUCACUGUGAGGGUCUUGAUGGAGCUUCUCAGUUAAAAGGGAUCAGAAAUACUGAGGCCUUCAUUUCAGUGUGUGAUAAGAGCUCACCAACACUACUGUGUGCGAUUCAUCGAGUCUAUGCAACAGACAGCGGUGAAUACUGGUGUGAGACUGGAGCAGGAGAGAAAAGCAUCAGUGUCAACAUCACCAUAACUCGUGGUUCUGUCGUCCUAGAGAGUCCUGUUGUCCCCGUCGAGGAGGGAAACAAUGUGACUCUGCGCUGCAGGAACAAGACAAAGACUUCUAACCUCACUGCUGAUUUCUAUAAAGAUGGCUUCCUCAUCGGGAACAGCUACACAGGAGAGAUGAGCAUCCACAAAGUUUCCAGGUCUGAUGAAGGACUCUACAAGUGUAAGAUCUCUGAUACUGGAGAAUCACCAGAGAGCUUGUUGACUGUCACAGCAUUUCACAGAGAGACCUACUCAUCUUGUUCUGCCGUCCACGUGUUCCUAAUGUUGAGGACUGUUUUCACUAUUGUGAUGGUGUUUCUGCUGCUGUUGCUACUGGGAUUACUUCACUUUGGAAGACUCAGUGUCACACGGAAAUAAAUGGUAUUUGUGUAUAAGGAUGACUAAUGGAGAAUUUUCUGGAAGUUUUAACAUUUAAAGAAUGAAACUACAGAAAACUGAUCGAUAAUAGAUAGAUAUUAGAUGCACUAUGAAGGGCAACUCCACAUAUCGUGUAAAAACUUCAACUUCAGUUGUCUUUACUUUGUCUUCUUUUUUUCUCCUGCAGUAUUCAGUUUACUUGGUUGGUUGCAGUUAAACUUUCUCAGGCACAGAAGAGUUUAAAACCACAGGCCUGCUGAGCAUUUUUCAAGACAUUUCUCAGACUUUCUCAGCUUACUCAUCGUGUGGCGUUUUUAGACGCUACAGAUGCUCAUGAGUACUUUUAGCUUCUUAGAUACAAACAUUUUCUUGUGCAGUUUGUAUGUUUAUUCACAGUAAAAUGUGAUUAUUUCAUUGUCAACGUUUGGUUAAAAUUCUACAAAAACUUGAUUCUCAUGUGUAAAACUGUCAAUUUAGCUUCUUUUUUCUGAAUUCCUCUGCAAUGACU